Messenger RNA from Pneumocystis jirovecii RU7, 1275 nucleotides. RefSeq names its product tRNA (guanine-N2-)-methyltransferase. NCBI's taxonomy places the organism in Eukaryota, Fungi, Ascomycota, Pneumocystomycetes, Pneumocystales, Pneumocystaceae. The record is from RefSeq and is a predicted model, not a curated record. The transcript has 11 exons. Gene Ontology annotation, cellular component: cytoplasm. Bases 1 to 1275 code for a protein of 424 amino acids.
AUGGAAAUGCUGCGUAACUAUAUUAUCAUGUUUUCACUUUCACACAAGAAUUUUCGACGAGAAGAAUUAGAAUCUUUGGCAAUAGCAGAGUGUAUUUCCUUGGACCUUUCAGCCUAUGACAGACAGUCGCCCUGUCUUCUUUUGCAAUUGCGUGAUGAUGAGCAGGCCAAACGGCUUAUUUGCCGUUCAAUAUGUUCCAGAGCAAUUUAUGAGCUUUGGAGCAGUGCAACGUCUUAUGCGGAUCUCCAUGCACAGCUUCGUGAGUUAGGCCCUGCUUUGUGUCAGCCAUUUCGUAAUUCAUCCUUUAAGUUUGUUGUUGAAAGUGUUAAUAAAUCGCAUACAAUGCAGCAUCAGAUUGAAAUUAUUGAUAGUUUUUCUUAUCUUUCUUUUGAAGGUCCAGUUUCUAUGAAUAAUCCGGAGCAAAUUUAUGCUGUGCUUGAAGAAUGGCAAAAAGGUACACAAAUUUUGCUACGUGUUUCUUUAGGUAGACAGGUAGCACGUAGUAGCCGUAGUGCAGUAGGUCUUUUUGAUCUGAAGAAAAGACGAUAUAUUGGGAAUACGUCAAUGGAUGCAGAACUUUCUUUAAUUGCUGCAAAUCAGGCUCUGGCACGCAAAGGCAAACUUGUUUAUGAUCCGUUCGUUGGAACAGGUAGUUUUCUUUUCGCAUGUGCUUAUUACGGUGCAAUGACAAUGGGUUCUGAUAUUGAUGGACGACCAUUAAGGGGUCGAGGACGUUUAUCGAUUUCUAGUAACCUUGAACAGUAUAAUUUGGUGUCGGAAUUUCUUGACGUUUUUAUAAUGGAUUUUGCGAAUUUGAGUUUACGUAGUGGUUUUUUGUUUGAUGCUAUCAUUUGUGAUCGUAAUUAUGGUGUGCGUGCAGGCGCGAAAACCUUGAGGAAAAAUUUAUCCAAUAAAUCUCCUCCUAAAGAUGAGUCAGGAUGUUAUUAUCAUUUACAGAAAGACUAUAUUCCACCAACAAGAUCUUAUCCGUUUGGAAAUUUGAUUAUGGAUCUUAUGAACUUUGCAUCAAAUCAUCUUUUAACUCAGGGAAGACUUGUCUUUUGGAUGCCUAGUAUUACAGAAGAUGAAGUGAAUAUUGAUAUUCCGCACCAUCCUAACCUCUUGCUUGUUGCAAAUAGUUUACAAUGUUUUGGAAAAUGGUCUAGGAGACUUUUGACAUAUGUUCGAAAAGAUAGAACACUUUUUAAUGAAGUAGUUUUAGAAAAAAUUGAAAAUAAAUUUCGUGAGAAGUAUUUUACAUCUAAAAAUAAAUAG